AUGAGCGGUUUUCGCGAAUCACUUGCUGAACAACUUCGAUCUAUUGAUCCAUUUGUUCUAACUGCAGCUGUUGCUAUUUCAACAUUUUCAGCUACUAAUUUAUGGCAUAUGCAUCAAGAUGAAUUUGGUAAGAAUAUCAUGUUUUGUGAAGAAAAUAAAAAUCAAAAGACUAAAGACUAGUUUGCGAAUUAUUUCAAACUAGAGAAAAGUUUGAUAAGACUUCAGCAUCAAUAUUUCUUUGAUUACAGGGAUCAGAAGAAGAUUGCGAACAACUUUCUUCGAUUUGGUGAAAUCAAUUCCGGGAAUUAGAAAGCAAAUAGAUGUGAGUGCAAAAACAGAAAAAGGGUUUCUGAUUUGUUCUUUGAUAUAAAGUGCAUACACAAAAUAAUCAGUGACUUAAAUAAUGAUAAUUAUUUUAGGAACAGCUCGAAGAAGUUAAUACAGAACUAGCAAAUAGCCUUGUAUAUCAAGGCGAUGAUGGAAAAUUCAUUGCAAAAUUACCAAAUAACGGAAUGAAAACUGAUCAAUUAAUUCAAUUAGCCACUAUUUAUGAUAACAUGGGUAAGCAAGCUGAUUUAAAGUGAUAUCAUCAACGGGUUUUUAUAUCCUUUUUCAGAAGGUCCAAGAUAUUUGGAAGGUCGUGUAUCUGGCGCUGUUUUUAGUGAUGAAUCUGAUAAAGACGAAUUGCGCGCUUAUGCCGAAGUUUUCAAAAUGUUUGCUUGGAGUAAUCCACUUUGGCCAAAACUAUUCCCUGGAGUUCGAAAAAUGGAAUCAGAAGUUGUUCGAAUGUGUUGUGAUAUGAUGAAUGGAGAUUCAGAUACUUGUGGAACAAUGUCAACUGGUGGAAGUAUUUCAAUUUUAUUAGCGUGUUUAGCACACCGUAAUCGUCUUCUCAAAAGAGGAGAAAAAUAUACAGAAAUGUAAGAAAAUAUCAAAACAAUUUUAAAAUUAUAUUUCGAAAUAUUCAGGAUUGUGCCUUCUUCAGCACAUGCCGCAUUUUUCAAAGCAGCUGAAGUUUUUCGAAUCAAAGUGAGAAAAAUUGAAGUCGACCCGCAGACAUUCAAGGUAGGCAAUGAUUUCACGAUUGAUAAGAUGGAAUGAUCACGAUCGCGUUUAAGAGAGAAAUAAUGUGUAGAAUGAAGAGAGUUUGUAUGAGACACCUGUCUGCAAAAUUAAGUUUGUUUACAAUGACGAUCAAAACAUUUUUUUCAGGUUGAUGUGCGAAAAAUGCGUGCUGCGAUUAAUAGAAGAACGUGCAUGUUAGUCGGAAGUACCCCUAAUUUCCCAUUUGGAACAAUUGAUCCCAUUGCUGAAAUCGCUGAACUUGGAUUAGAAUUCGAUAUUCCAGUUCAUGUUGAUGCUUGUCUUGGUGGAUUUAUUCUUCCAUUUAUCGAUAAUAAUAUCAAAUAUGACUUCAGUGUACCAGGAGUUUCUUCAAUUUCAGCUGAUACUCAUAAAUAUGGAUUAGCUCCAAAAGGAUCUUCAGUUAUUAUGUAUCGUAAUAAGGAACUUCUUCAUAAUCAAUAUUUCUGUGAAUCCGAUUGGCAAGGAGGAAUUUAUGCAUCUGCAACACUUGAAGGAAGUCGAUCUGGAAUGAAUAUUGCAUUGUGUUGGGCUGCAAUGCUGUAUCACGGAAAAGAUGAAUAUACUGUGAAUGCGCAAAAAAUAGUUGAAACAACUAGAAAAAUUCGAAAUGGUUUGGCUGGAAUUGAAGGAAUCAAACUACAAGGAGAAUCAGACAUUUGUAUUGUCAGUUGGACAACUGAAAAAGGAAUUGAUGUUUAUCGAUUCCAUAAUCAAAUGAAGGAAAGAAAUUGGCAAUUAAGUGGAUUACAAUUUCCAGCCGGUGUUCAUAUUAUGGUUACAAUGAAUCAUACUGGCGAAGGUCUUGCUGAAAAAUUGAUUGAAGAUUGUCGCGAGGCUAUUCGAUUUGUCAAAGAGAAUCCACCUGCACCUUCAGAAAAAUCAUGUGAAGCAGCAAUUUAUGGAAUGGCUCAAGGAAUACCCGAUAGAUCAUUAGUCUCAGAAUUCGCUUAUACUUAUUUGGAUACUUGUUAUCAAAACACACGUUAA
Caenorhabditis angaria is the source of this 2073-nucleotide messenger RNA. The record is from the annotation of a GenBank genome assembly. NCBI's taxonomy places the organism in Eukaryota, Metazoa, Nematoda, Chromadorea, Rhabditida, Rhabditidae.